Molecule: messenger RNA, 252 nt
Organism: Hepatospora eriocheir
Lineage: Eukaryota; Fungi; Microsporidia; Hepatosporidae
Source: the annotation of a GenBank genome assembly
AUGAACCAGAACAACAAAGAAUAUAAAUUUAUACUAAAGUUAUCAAAAUCUAAUGAUUCUGAACUGGUAGAGUUUGAUGAAGACACUAAUUUCAACUUUAUGAUUAUUGAAAAUAAUCUUUGUAUCAGUUACAGUGGACCUAACAUAAGAAAAGAAUAUUUUUUAAUUGAGAUAUUUAAAAAGAGAUUUACUUUUGGUUUCAGUAACUAUUUAAAUUCAUUUAUAUUAAAAUUAAAUAGUGAUGAUUUAUAA